Corvus hawaiiensis (hawaiian crow) is the source of this 1647-nucleotide messenger RNA. RefSeq names its product KASH domain containing 5 (gene KASH5). Bases 470 to 1609 code for a protein of 379 amino acids. NCBI's taxonomy places the organism in Eukaryota, Metazoa, Chordata, Aves, Passeriformes, Corvidae. The transcript has 13 exons. Gene Ontology annotation, molecular function: dynein complex binding. The record is from RefSeq and is a predicted model, not a curated record. Gene Ontology annotation, biological process: chromosome localization to nuclear envelope involved in homologous chromosome segregation; actin filament organization; telomere localization. Gene Ontology annotation, cellular component: chromosome, telomeric region; meiotic spindle pole; meiotic nuclear membrane microtubule tethering complex.
CCACGCCCUUUCCCCCGCCCCUUUUCGGUGGCCACGCCUCCUUUUCGCUGGGCGGGAAAUGCUCGCGCGAGGCCCCGCCCCUUUCCUCCGCCGUGAGGCGAUUCCCGCCCCCCCCCCCCCCCCUCCCCGGCUCCCCCUCAGCCCCACGACGCCCCCGGGAUCCCCUCAGAAAUCCCCGACCCUCGGCUGUGCCCCGGGGCAGCGGCGACAUCGGAGCACCCCCGAACACGAUGGCUGCGGAGGGGCCCUGCGCCCCGGGCGCCGUCAUCCCCCUGCCAGGUGCGGGGACCAUGAGGGACGGGGCGGGGGGUGAGGCGCCGAGCUCCUCCAUAACCCAUGUCCCCCCCCUCAGCCCCUUCCGAGAGCGGCUGCUCGGACGAGUUUGCCCUGGACUGCACCUUCGCUGCCUGCGACCCGGAGCGCACAGGGAUGGUGCAGCCGCAGCGGGGUGGUCGAGUACGUGGCAGCGAUGACGGGGCACAGUGGGCACGAUGGGCGGCUGCGGGCACUGCGGCGGGCGCUGGACCCUGUGGCCGCGGGCACGGCACUGGACCGGACCCGAUUCCGCGCGGCCAUGGGCGCCUGGAUCGCAGCGUGCAGGCAGGAUGGGGCCGAGGAGCAGGACGUGGCGACUGGCGACACUGGACCGACGCCGGCGGAGGAUGACGGACACACAUCCCCAGCAGCCGGCCAGCUCCAGGGUGACAACACGGACAUCACCACCCCCGCCGAGGCCGCGGGGCUGCGGAGCCGUGCCCGCCAGCUGGCGGCUCAGAACACCAAACUGCAGCGGGAUGCCGAGCUGGCCGAGGAGCUCAACGCCCGCCUGGCUGAGGAGACCACGCAGCUCCAAGCGCAGCUGCGAAGCAGCCGGCAGGCGCUAGAGCAGGCCAGGGUGGCCGUCGAGGAGCUGGAGGACGUGAAGGCCGUGGUGAAACGGCUGGAGGAGGAGAACGCCGAGCUCCGGCGGCAGGCACGGCACGCGGAGAAGGAGCAGCGCAGCCUGUGCUCGCGGGCCGAGGGUCUACAGGAGGAGAACCAGCAGCUCCUCGCCGAGGGCCAGGGACUGCGGGAGCAGAUCCAGGCGCAGGCGGCGCGGAUGGCCAACCUGGAGGCCCAGCUCUGCCAUGGCACUGCCCUGCUCUCCGCCCGGGAUGCAGCUCUUGCCCAGGCGGGGCAGCGGGUCCAGGAGCUCACAGCGGGACUGGAGGAGUAUGAGCGGGUGGUGCAGGAGCUGCGGCUGGAGACGACGCAGAUGCGGCAGCAGCUGGGCCGGCUGCGGGACGCCUGGGCCAUGCGCCCGUGGUGCCCACGCGGCCAGCCGGAUGUCCAGGCCAUGGCGGCAGCGAGCCAGCGGACGGGGGACACGGAGGAGGAGGAGGAGACCGGGAUGGUGCUGUCUGGAGGAAGAGGCCUGGCAGGGAGUGGCGAGGAGGUGGCCGAGGUGGUGGCCUCGCAGGUGCCAUUGUCAUCAUGGGCACCGUUGUCGCCGUGGGCACCGUUGUCGCCGUGGGCUCUGGCGCUGCUGGCGCUGCUGGCCCUGCUCUACCUCCUGCCCCGCCAGUGGCCCCAGCCCCAGCUGUGCUACCGGAGCCCCCCACCCCUGUGAGCCGCCCCCCCAGUAAAGGCCAGUUGAGCACUGCUGCA